AAGAGGUCAAAAGAAGAAAACAGUAGGAGACCGGGCACGCUGUCUCUGUCUCCGUCUCUGCCCUUUGCAAUACGAGGGUAUUCUCUUCUUUUCCUUUCUUCAGUCACCCGCCCAUUGAAGGCCCAGCCUGGGAUAUUCUCCACUUCCCUUCACUUCCCCUCUGGGAGCCCCUUUCACCACCCCUGCACCUUGCUUCAGGCGAUGCCCGAGAGAGAGCUGUGGCCAGCAGGGCCUGGCCUGGAACCCGCCACCCGCGUCGGCAGCUGCGACAGUAUGAUGAGCACCACCUCCGCGCGCUCUGGAUCUAGUGACAGCAGCUACGACUUCCUGUCCGCUGAAGAGAAGGAGUGUCUGCUAUUCCUGGAGGAAACCAUUGGCUCCCUGGAUGCCGAGGCUGACAGCGGGCUGUCCACCGGCGAGUCUGAGCAAGCCUCAGCUCCCCGAGGUCCCCGAGCACUGCCCCCGACCCAGCCUGCCCCCCAGGGACAUCCAGAGGAGACAACUGUCCGAGGACCGGAGCCAAAAAGAGUGACUCCAUUCAGCUCAGCUCAUCCCCCCCGGCCCCAAAGCCUGGGCCUCAGGUCUGGCUCCAACAGCCUCCCCAGAAAUAUCCACAUCGGCAGAAACCAGAACCUCAGAAAAAGCACCACCCUAACUAAUAGCCAUAAUCCAGGGGGAUCCGAGGGACUUGUCUUGGGACCUGAGACGGUGCGGGUCAGCCAGAGCCCUGAGCCCAGCCAGGCACUGGCCACGCCCCCAGAGGCUGCCCUUGACCUGGACGGGGCGCUCAUCCCCCCACCGGAGGCUUUCCAGGACGCCCAGCCCGAGCAGCCUGGCCAAGGCAGCCUGCCCAGAGGACCAGGGGAGCUGAGCCCCAGGCCCCAGGCCCACCCAUCACUCAGCUCCCAGAGAAACAGGGAGCCCGCUCCAGAGGCCAUGUCCCAAAAAGCCAGUGAGAAAGGCUCAACCGGGGAACCUGCACCACCUCGGUCUCCUCCCCUGGUGUCCUCUCGGGAUGCGGGCGCUAGAGAUGCGGCCGUCCCUUCUGGGGGCCAUCCAAAUGGCCGGCCGGCUCCCGUCACGGCCCCUAAGCCCCGGAAGUUGCCGCCAAACAUUGUCCUGAAGAGCAGCCGCAGCAGUUUCCACAGCGACCCCCAGAACCGGCUGUCCCGCCGCUCGGAGGCUGCGCCCGGGGACCCCAGCCCCGCCUCGUCGUCCCUUCAGGAGCAGAGGAAAGCACGCAGGGAAGCGCUGGAGAAGCUGGGGCUGCCGCAGGACCAGGAGGAGCCCAGCCCCCGCUUAAGCAGGCCCUCCGUCAGGCUCAAGGAGACUGGCGCUCAGGCCGUGUCCCCGGCCCCAGCCCAGGUCCCCGGAAGGGCCCUGGCGCCUGCACCCACGCGGGGCCCUUCUCCCGGGAAAGCGCCAGCUCUGGCCCAGCCGCCUUCUCCAGGCAAGGUUCUGGUUCCCUCCCAGGAACCCACUCAGGGGACAGCUCCAGCUGGCAAAUCCAGGCCAAUUCCUAUCCCGAAGGGCCCGCGGGCACACAGUCCCCUGACUCAGCGAAAGCCAGACUCCGGGCUGACCCUCCAGGAGAGCGGUGUCCCUGGCCUCAGACAGAUGAGCUUCAAGUCCAGCACCCUGGAGCGGUCAGGCAUCGGGCUGAGCAGCUACCUCUCAGCGGAGAAAGCUCCCAGCCCCCAAAUCAGCACCUCUCUGGAAAAAGGCUCCUUGCUGGACAGGAUCUCGCCCAGCGUCUUGCGUAAUUCCCGGCCGCGCCCAGCCUCCUUGGGCACGGGGAAGGACUUCGAGGGUAUCCGGGUGGGCAAGCUGGCUGACCUGGAGCAGGAGGGGCACCCCAAGCACCUUUCUUACCAGGGACAGAGCCGAGACAAGCUGCCCCGGCCCCCCUGUGUCAGCGUCAGGAUCUCCCCAAAGGGGGUGUCCGAUGAACACAGAAGGGAGGCUCUGAAGAAGCUGGGCCUGUUGAAGGAGUAGGCCAGGCCCACUGGCCACCAGCCCAACCCACACAGCCCCCUCCCCGCACCCCAUUACUCAAGGUGGGACCCAGAGCUCAACUUAGCCUCCCCACCUCUCGACUCAGGAGCUGGACAGGGGUCAGCUUCUCUCCAAUGGCCUCCUGUCUCUGAGGGAGAGCCUGGAGCACACAUUUAUAUUCACAGCAGCUGUGCCAAGGAAAGUGAAGUCGCUCAGUUGUGUCCAACUCUUUGCGAACCCAUGGACUGUAGCCUGCCAGGCUCCUCUUGUCCAUGGGAUUUUCCAGGCAAGAGUACUGGAAUGGGUUGCCAUUUCCUUCUCCAGGGGAUCUUACUGACCCAGGGAUUGAACCCGCAUUGCAGGCAGAUGCUUUACUGUCUGAGCUACAGGGAAGUCCUCAGUACCUGCGCAAAUGGUCCUGAAGAGGAUUUCCACAGGAGGGUGUGUGUGUGUGUGUGUGUGUUAUAGGCUGUAUAUAUCACUGAUGCUAUUUAUAUGACACAAGGAGUCAUUGCUCAGAAUUCUGCUCUGGUUGAAAAUUUUCUUAUGCUGGGUAGAGUUCAGCCUAGCCAGAACUGAGUGGAGAGGCAUGGCUGAGCCUGAGAAAAAUAGUCAAAUGAGACAAUAGACGUUCCCAUAACAUUAGGCAAAUGCAGAGUCACAUGAAACGUGGGUCUCCCAGAAUCCCCGCAGUGGAUGGAGACUGGCUCAGACCUUGCUGGAGUCCCCUCUCUCUUCUGGCCUUCUGGACAGGGGCCCAUGGCCAAGGAGGCUGUUUGCUGCCCUCUCACUGUCCUUAGUCCUGAGGAUCAGACACAUCCUGACACUCUUGUUGGUCUGUGGAGGCGGGAUGAAUAUCUACACAUCAUACUUCCCUUGGGGAAGGUCUUGUCCUUGGGCUUUCAGUGAUAAACUAUGAUGGGCCCUGACUCCGAGAUCCCUGUUUUUCCUGCUCUGGAUCUCCAUCUGCACAGGACUGAAGCCAGGGCUGGGCCACCAGUGAGUUGGGAACUCAAGCCUAGAGACAUUGUAAAUACCGAGAAACUCUUGAAAGCCUUUGUCUACGAUUGCAAGUUAUUUUUUGAUUUCCUCAAUUCCUAUGGAAAAUCAGCACCUUAUAUUCUCUGCUAAUUAUUUAUGUAUAGACUAUCAGAGCUGGGGGGGGCCAUAGAGACCCUCUAAUCCAAUCCUGUUAGGGAAGGGAAGUGACUCAUCGUGGUCAGUGUGCAUUAGUGACAGAGCUGAGGUCAGAGCUGGGGCUCCCAUUCCCGCCCACACUGCAGGCCCCUCCCCUCCAGCAAGGCCCUUGUCCAUCCACGCAGCACCCUCAGGACUGGCAGUCACCAGCAGAAGUCUAACCUGAAAGCUCUUCAAGCUCUAAGGUGUCUUCUGAAACAGCAGAGAUUAAAUGUUCAGGAUCAUA
Cervus elaphus (red deer) is the source of this 3418-nucleotide messenger RNA. It is a transcript of the gene C14H1orf116, whose product is annotated as chromosome 14 C1orf116 homolog. The record is from RefSeq and is a predicted model, not a curated record. Lineage: Eukaryota; Metazoa; Chordata; Mammalia; Artiodactyla; Cervidae. The coding region runs from base 202 to 1995 and encodes 597 amino acids. The transcript is spliced from 4 exons.